AUGACAAAAUUAAACAAUAGCCUGCCACCUUACGCAGAAGAAAUAAUAAUAAAUGAACUAAACAACCCACUGGAACAAUCAGAAUUAAACCAAAAUUCUAAUAUGGCUGAGGAAAAAGAAAGCAAAGACGGAAGGGGAAAUUUAUUAUCAUUUAUCGGCAUUGAAUUACUUAUUGAUAUCGCAGAUUUAGACCAAAUAAUUGCGGAUUAUGAUUAUAGUCGGUGGGGAGACCAAGAAUAUCAUAACCAACUUUUUGGUGGUAAUGAAAGAUUUAAAAACCUUUACACAGCUUUUGAUAACCUAGCUAACCGAGUACUUGCUCGUAAUAUCAUUGUGACUAACCGACUAACCCACGGAGAAGAUAAAGAAAGUGAAGAAAAUAUUAUGAAACAUGCUUUUGAUUAUCAACAAUGUUAUAAAAUUCCCGAACCUAAAAUUUACUCAGAAAUGAGAAUAAUAGAAGCCGAAAAAAAAUUACAAGCCGUUGUUGACCAAGCCCUCACUGGCGAUAAAGAAUUAUUAAGCAGAAUAGCCGAUUUACCAUAUAUUAAAACCGAACAAAUCCAAGAAGCUUUAGGUAAAUUACAACAACCUAUCCCAAAUAACUUUUCAAAAUUAGAACAAAUUAACCAACUAACUGAUAUUCAACAAAUCACUAAUCUCCAAGAUAGGAUACUAGCCGAUAUCCAAGCCCAAAAACAAGAAACGGAAAAAGGUUAUAACGAUAAUAAAGAAGAAGUAGAAAAGUUGAAAAAAGACAAGGCGACAGAAAAUCCUCAGGAAUAUGGUCAAGAAGCCAAAAAAAGAAUUGCGGAGAAAUUAAAAGAUAAUGGGAUUAAAGAGGAUGAAUUAGAUGAGGAAAAUAAAAAGGACUGA
Molecule: messenger RNA, 876 nt
Organism: Entrophospora sp. SA101
Lineage: Eukaryota; Fungi; Glomeromycota; Glomeromycetes; Entrophosporales; Entrophosporaceae
Source: the annotation of a GenBank genome assembly